This is a messenger RNA of Humulus lupulus (European hop), 1725 nucleotides long. RefSeq names its product probable F-box protein At4g22060. NCBI's taxonomy places the organism in Eukaryota, Viridiplantae, Streptophyta, Magnoliopsida, Rosales, Cannabaceae. The transcript is spliced from 2 exons. The record is from RefSeq and is a predicted model, not a curated record. Bases 287 to 1039 code for a protein of 250 amino acids. Gene Ontology annotation, molecular function: protein binding.
AAACAAAUCGGGUAACAUUAUAUCUUAAUUUGAUUAUAUAUAUUUAUAUAUAAUGAUAUAAACCAAAUCUGGUAACAGUACUCUUUUGAUUCUGCCAAUUAAUUAAGGUCAUUUUCUUCUUCAACUGUUGCUUCUAUAUAUAUAUAUAUAUAUGUAUAAUGAUAUAAACCAAAUCUGGUAACAGUACUAUUAUUAUAUAUUAUUGUCCAAUAUUAUUUACUCUUUUGUAUCUGCCAAUUAAUUAAGGUCAUUUUCUUCUUUAACUGUUGCUUAUAUAUAUAUAUAUAUGAACAAAGUAAUCGGGUACAGUAGUGUGAUGCUUGUUUUAAAUCCAAUUGCGUUGAUGAUUACGAUGAGGAGUAAGAUUAUUAGAGAUCAUUCUGUUAAGGAGGAGGAGAAGAAGGAGGAGGAGGAGUACUGUUAUGAUUAUAGAUCAUGGUGUGAUCUUCCUCAAGAUAUACUAAGCUUGAUAAUGGAAAAACUGGAUUUCAAGGACCAAGCUCACUUUCAUGCUGUCUGCAAAAGAUGGCAACUCGUAAAAGGUAUCAAUCGAUCUCAAUGGCUUUUUUAUUGGUUUUGUUCUUCUACCACUGUGUGUAAAACUAUUCAAAAAUAUUACCUCUACAAUCUUGGCACUGAAAAAACAUAUUCAAUUCAAAACAAAGUAAAGCACAGGUGCAGUGGUUUUAGUAUUAAUAGUACUUAUGUGUAUGACUGGAAUAGCACCUGCGUAGCUGUAAAAUCAGGUUGGUUACUACUCGUAAAAGCAUGCUGCGAAGCUUAUUAUCUGUACAAUGCAGUCACUCAAGAGGCUAUUUCUCUUCCCAGAAAGAAAAUAGUAAGAGAAUUCGGUAGAUCCAUUAAUGAUUGCUUCAAUUACUUUGAAUUAAGUCUCACCCAAGAACGACGAGGACGAGGACAUUUCGUAGUGUAUCAGGUUGACAAACACAUCGAUUUAAAAAAUUUAAUACUCAUAAGCACGUGGCGUAGUGCUGAGAAAGUAAUGGAACAGUGCAUGGUUUCAACGAUAAUGAUAUGAGUUUGAGUGUGGUUGUGAAAUCAGAGAACAUCCCUGAAAAGCUGUGCCAAGAUUUCACGAGUGGAGAGUUGAGAAUACUUGAAGCUAAAUUAGUAGCUGAUUUGGAAGCAGAAGAGGUUUUCCUAGUGUAUCCCAAUAAUAAUUGGCUCGUUUUGAGGUUAGAUUGGUCGAACAAUAUGUGGGUUGAAGAAAUGAGUUUGGGCUGGAGAGUGUUGUUUUGUUUCCAUAAACAUUUUGCCAAAUCUGAUGUUUCGAUGCUCUCAAACUAUGGCAACUUCAAAGGCUACAUAUGCCAUCGUAAUGCUGCUUCACCUAACUUCGAUUGUUUUCCAUUCAUUAGAGGCUGCCAUAAUAAUCUCAAUGACCACUCUAAUGAUGGGUUCAAAAUUCGGUGGCCUCUCCACUCGCCUGAACAUCUCAUGGAAGCAUUUUGGUUUCAUCCACCUACUAUAUAGAUAACUAAUACCUAUAUAUAUAUAUUAAUAAUCAUCCAUAUUUCAUCUUAUUUAUGAGUACGUAGAAAUCUAAUAUAGUCAACAUAAAUUAGUUUCAUAUUUUUGUAGUACAAUAGAUCCAAAUCUUACUUUGUUGUCUUUGUCUUUUCUUCCAUAAUAUUCUAUAUAGCACCCAUGCACACACAUAUAUAAAUUUGGUUUUGUUUCUACUCAUGGUGAUCAUUAUAUAUA